This is a messenger RNA of Phoenix dactylifera (date palm), 1070 nucleotides long. Its product is annotated as NDR1/HIN1-like protein 13. The record is from RefSeq and is a predicted model, not a curated record. Gene Ontology annotation, biological process: defense response to other organism. NCBI's taxonomy places the organism in Eukaryota, Viridiplantae, Streptophyta, Magnoliopsida, Arecales, Arecaceae. Gene Ontology annotation, cellular component: plasma membrane.
CCCGCCAUGGCGGAGCGGGCCGCCCCCCUACCACCUCCACCACCUCCGCUCGAGGCCAAGCCCGCUGCCGCCCCCGCCAACCCCAGUCCCACGCCCCGUCUCACCGAAACCUACGUCGUCCAAGUCCCCAAGGAGCAAAUCUACCGCAUUCCACCCCCAGAGAAUGCCAAGCUUGUCGAGCAGUACCGCAACAACCACAACAACCGCCACCAGCGGCGGCCCAUCAUCCCGUGCCUGAAGUGGACCAUCGGCAUCGCCGUUGUCGCCGGCAUCCUAGCUGCCACCAUCGCCAUCAUCUACUUCUUGGUCGUGCGACCUGCCGACCCCUCCUUCUCCGUCACCCGGCUCGUGCUCAAGAAUAUUCCAAAUCCUCGAGGUGGCUCCCCACCGAAGCCCGAGUACCAUUUCACCAUGAGCGUCGACAACCCGAGCUUGCGCAUGGGGUACUCCUAUGUGGCUGGCGGGAAGGCCAUCCUCGCCCACCAUGGUGUAGAAAUUGCGGUCGGAAAGACACAGGCAUUCCAUCAGGGAUACCAGAACACGACCACCUAUCAACUAGUCCUCCAGGGAUCGCACAUUUUGCUACCAAAACAGAUCCAAAGCAGUCUAAAAGGGUCGAAGGACGUCAUCCCCCUAUCCUUGAUGAUUGAAUUCUCAGUGAGGAAGACGAUAGGCGUGUUGGAGAUGGGGAACAAGAGCAUGGAUGUAACAUGCGACAUUAAGGUCAGUGGAUUGACCAAGGAGGCCCGGAUCGUAUCCCAGGGGUGCAAGUCUAAAUUCACAUAACAAAGGUGGUGGUCGAAAUCUUCAACAAUGGAAGAAGAACGUCUCUAAAUUAGUCUCUUCUUUUUGUUCUUUUAAUUGUUGCUUGCUUUUUCUUCUUCUUCUUCUUCUUCUUCCUCCUCCUCCUCAAUCUUUUAGGAGUGUACCAGUUCAACGAAUUAUUUAUAUGAGUUUGGUAAAACUGUAUAUGAGAUAGAGAUAACUGAUCAUUAAGUGGGUAGCUCUCGGUUAAUGAUCUAUACUAUCAAAAUAAUAUACUGCUGGGACUCAUUUGGCUUGCGAGAAAA